Molecule: messenger RNA, 2079 nt
Organism: Podarcis raffonei (Aeolian wall lizard)
Lineage: Eukaryota; Metazoa; Chordata; Lepidosauria; Squamata; Lacertidae
Gene: TENT5D
Product: terminal nucleotidyltransferase 5D
Exons: 5
Coding region: 691-1980 (429 amino acids)
Biological process (GO): mRNA stabilization
Molecular function (GO): poly(A) RNA polymerase activity; RNA binding
Source: RefSeq, a predicted model, not a curated record
GCGGACAGCAGCCUCGGCGCCGAGUCUCCGCUCUUCUUUCCCCCCUCCCUCCCCUCCCGUUCCCUGAUUUCGGGCUUCCCUCCCCCCCUUGGCUCCGAGGGGGACUGGCGGGAGGCGGAGCCCUUGUGGACCUAUCUCUCCCCCUGGCGCCCUCACAAGCUCCAACUGAUCCAUCCCCGAAGGGAAACGGAGGGAGGACAAGGGCUGUGAGGGGUGCGCCUUGCCAUUCUCUCGCCUGCAGGCUUGAGGGACGCUGAGGGGGAAAGGGGGACCAGGAUCUACCGCUUCCACGAGGCCAACUCGGGUCAACUUUCUCCUGCCACCCUCUCUCCCAUUUUUCUUAUUUUAGCCAUCCCAAUGUGCUUCAUUCAGUCCUUUCAAGUUUGUCAUGCCAAUUCUCCCCAUGGUGCUUUGAUGACAAUAAAUUUUCAUAAAUGAAUCAUUGGUCAAAAUGAUUUGGUUCUCUGAGAAGCUGUUAGAAGCUGGAGAGAGAUGUUGGAAUAAUUUCCCCUUACAGCCACAGCAUUUCAUUGGGAGGUUCACGCUUUCAUCGGUGACAAGAUGUGCAUUUCAUAUUUUUGCCAAAGGAUCCAGUGAUUCAUCACAUUGACUCUUCGGCAGUACAUACUUGGCAAAAAUCCAGCUAUCAUCCAUCCCACCAAGUACUGUCUAUCCCGAGUAGCAGUGGCGAUGCAAGUUCUCCAAGAACAGAGGUCUUUUCCAUCACUUGCUGCAUCAUCAACUACCAAAUCUACUAACCUGGAGAGGCCUGGGAACUCCUGCAGUUUACCAGCUGAUUUCAUGAUGACUGAGGAUUUAGAUCCAAGGUUCAGUUUUCUCACUUGGGAUCAGAUUAAAAUACUGGAUCAAGUGUUAAGUGAGGUGAUCCCCAUUCAUGGCAGAGGGAAUUUCCCGACGUUGGAGGUGAAGCCAAAAUACAUCAUUUGUGCCGUCAAGGAGCAGCUGAUCAAAAAUCAGAUCGCUGUCCAAGACAUACGCCUGAAUGGCUCCACAGCAAGCCACAUCCUUUUAAAACAAAAUGGUCCCAGCUACAAGGACCUGGAUAUCAUUUUUUCUGCUGAGCUUCGAAAUGAGCAUCAAUUUCAGGUUGUGAAGGAGUCUGUCCUUAAUUGCAUCUUAGACUUCUUACCAAAAGGUGUCAACAAAGAAAAGAUCACAGCAAAGACAAUGAAGGAUGCCUAUGUGCAGAAGAUGGUGAAAGUGUCUACAGAUUAUGAUCGCUGGAGUCUUAUCUCCUUGACAAACAACAGUGGGAAGAAUGUUGAGCUUAAAUUUGUCAACUCUCUCCGACGGCAGUUUGAGUUCAGUGUUGAUUCCUUUCAGAUAAUCCUCAAUCCUGUGUUAGAUGUCUAUAGCAAUGCAGAUGGUGAGCUGUCAGAAGAUUCUAAUUUGUCCAUCAUUGCUGAAAGCAUGUAUGGAGACUUUGAUGAGGCCAUGGAGCACCUGAAGUACAAACUGAUUGCUACAAAAAAACCCGAAGAGAUCCGUGGUGGAGGCCUUUUGAAAUAUAGCAACCUUCUGGUUCGGGAUUUUAAGCCAGUAAAUGAGGCAGAAAUUAAAUCACUGGAACGUUACAUGUGUUCUAGAUUCUUCAUUGAUUUCCCUGAUGUAACAGAGCAGCAGCGGAAGAUUGAGUCAUACUUGCGCAAUCACUUCAUUGGGGAAGGGAAGAGCAAGUACGACUACCUGAUGACUCUGCGUGGGGUUGUGGACGAGAGCACGGUCUGCCUUAUGGGACAUGAGCGAAGGCAGACACUGAACAUGAUUACCAUCUUGGCUCUCAAAGUGCUUGGAGAGCAGAAUAUCAUUCCCAAUGCAGCCAAUGUAACAUGCUACUAUCAACCUGCUCCCUACAUCAGCGACAGGAACUUCAACAAUUACUAUAUUGCUCCUAGACAGCCACCCAUUAUCUACCAGCCCUAUUCCUUUCACAUUCCCAUGCAGAGUGGCAUGGUGUAGCCAACCACAAAACCUCAUUGCCUUACAUCAUUGACCAACCUUUCCCUAGCCCCCCAUUCCCCUGAGGGCUCUUCAAAAUAAAGCCCAUGUUAAAGCAAA